ACGGAAAAACAGAAAAAGGCCAUAUCGGGGGGGGAAGCUUAACUGCUGGUGGAGUAAAUGUUAGCGGUGUCCAAGAGCUCAUCUUGAAUCUUCUUCAUCUGAGGAAAAUGUCCUAUUCUCAGGGUCAGAAGACAGGAGUUGACAGAGAAGUCAUCAAGUGGCUCCAAGAUCUGGAACUAUCAUUUCACCCAAAGAAUCUGCGAAGGGAUUUGUCCAAUGGUUACCUGGUCGCCGAGAUAUUUUCUCGUUAUUACCCCCAUGACAUCUCAGUGUACUCAUAUCACAACGGAGUAUCGUUUUCUUCCAAGCAGAAGAACUGGAGCAGGAUACAGAAGUUUUUGAAGAAGAAGAACCUGGAGCUAUCGAAGGAAGCGGUCUAUGGAAGCAUACACUGUGAACCAGGAGCAGCUGAGGCGUUGGUGCAGGACAUUUACAAGAUGCUGACCAAUCAGAAUGUCACAGAUGUCGAGGGUCAGCAGUCACCACACUCCUCACUGACUCGCUCCACAUCAUCAAGGUCCUUCGGGAACAAUUUGGUAGCUGCAGGGAUCAUGGCCGAGUCAGACGUCAGCUCAAACCAGAGGAGAGCACAAACCAGCAGGGGCGGCAGGCAUCUGGAGCACGCAGCUGCAGACGGGUCUCUCCCCACCAGUGGGCCUUCAGACUCGUCAACAUGGAGAGGAGCUCCUGUUUCCUACAAGGAGAUAAAAGUGAACCAACCUGUCAGAAAUUCAAUGGUGAACCUUUCAUGCUCACUGCAUCACUGUCUAUCCCCUUUUUUCAAGUCAGAUCAGUCAAACAUUGAAGGCAAGAAGAAGAAGAAGAAAUCUCUGCAAGAGCCAAAAUCAGGAUGACCGACCAUCAACCUCCACCAUAAAGGCUAAAAAGCUGUUAAUGCUAUUCAGCCCUCAUCAAUAAAAUGUUCUCAAAAAUC
Molecule: messenger RNA, 934 nt
Organism: Poecilia latipinna (sailfin molly)
Lineage: Eukaryota; Metazoa; Chordata; Actinopteri; Cyprinodontiformes; Poeciliidae
Gene: spata4
Product: spermatogenesis associated 4
Exons: 6
Coding region: 108-854 (248 amino acids)
Biological process (GO): regulation of cytoskeleton organization
Cellular component (GO): axoneme
Molecular function (GO): microtubule binding
Source: RefSeq, a predicted model, not a curated record